AUGAUCUCCGACGACGAACUCUACAAGCUGGCCGUAUUUCUGGGCUCAGCGGCCAUGAUUCUCAUCGUCAUAUACCAUUUUGUUGAGGUCAACACAACCGAUGAGGCAGCGGAGAAAGCACAAAGGACACCGGCGACGGCAGGCAAGCAAGCAGCAGCACUGAAGUGA
This is a messenger RNA of Pyricularia oryzae 70-15, 168 nucleotides long. RefSeq lists its product as uncharacterized. The record is from RefSeq and is a predicted model, not a curated record. Bases 1 to 168 code for a protein of 55 amino acids. The transcript has a single exon. Gene Ontology annotation, cellular component: oligosaccharyltransferase complex. NCBI's taxonomy places the organism in Eukaryota, Fungi, Ascomycota, Sordariomycetes, Magnaporthales, Pyriculariaceae.